Molecule: messenger RNA, 1421 nt
Organism: Rotaria sordida
Lineage: Eukaryota; Metazoa; Rotifera; Eurotatoria; Philodinida; Philodinidae
Source: the annotation of a GenBank genome assembly
UACCAGCUGAACCUUUUCGACCAGUUAUCGGUCAACUGUUUGAAAUUCGUUCGUUUUUACAACAUAGUCAUAUAAUGGAAUAUUUCAAUAGUUUGCAAACAAAACAUGGCUCCGUAUUUCUCAUAGCCAUGAAAUCAGAACUGCGUCUUGUCGUUCAUGAACCUGAUUAUAUUAGAGACAUAUUAAAGAUUCAAAAGAAAAAUUACAUUAAAGCUGACUUUUAUAAACUUACUCUUAGUCCUGUGAUCGGUCUGCAUAACUUAUUGGUGAGCGAAGGUGAAGAACAUGAACGUUCCCGUCGAAUGUUAAAUCCAGCGUUCCAUUAUGUUAACUUACGAUCGAUGAUUCCUAUUAUGGUAGGGCAGACACAAAAGGUAUUUGAACACUGGUUGAAUAAAAGAGAACUUGAUGUGCAAGAAGAAUUAAGUACAUUAACUUUAAGGAUAAUUGUCUCUACAGCAUUCGGUCAAAAUUACGAAACCAUUCAAAACAGUCAACAAAUCAUACAUGAAAUAUUUACAGACGUUCUGGAUGCUAUACAGCAUCGCUUAUUUAAUCCUCUGUUGUUGAUUCCCUUUCUGUCGAUGCUUCCCAUCAUAAAAAAGCCUAUAAUUGAUCAAGGUGCAGACAAAAUUCGUCAAUUUGUUGAUCAAAUCAUUCUAGCACGUAGACAAGGUUCUAGUCAAAGUCAAUGUCAAGGCAGUGAUAUUCUUGAUUUACUUCUUUCAGCUAAAGAUAGUAAUAAUCAAGGUUUUUCAAACGAACAAAUUCGUGAAGAAACAUUAGCCUUUAUUCUAGCUGGACAUGAAACAACAAGUACUUUAAUUACAUGGUGCUUGUAUGUUGUUAUGACCAAUCCUGAAGUUUAUCGUGCUUGUCUACAGGAAGUCGAUCAUAUUUUACAGGAUGGUACUGAACUUGACCAUCAUAAAUUGGAUGAAUUACAAGUGAUCGAAGCUGUGAUUUAUGAAACACUUCGUUUAUAUCCACCAGCACCAUUCUUUAUUCGACAAUGCAUUCAUGAACAUACCAUUGGUGGCGGUGAUUCAAAACAACCACCAAUAUCUGUACCUCGAGGAGUUAUUGUUCAUAUAAAUACGUAUAUUCUUCAUCGAUUAGAAACAUACUGGGGUAUGAAUGCUGAACAAUUUGAUUAUAAACGAUGGUUAAAGAAUCCAGAAACGGGUAUCAAACCGAAACUCAAGCAUCCAUUCUGUUAUUUGCCAUUCUCGGCUGGAAAUCGCAAUUGUAUCGGACAACAUUUUGCACUUCUUGAAUCUAAAGUGAUUUUAUCUCUUUUCUUUAAAUAUUUCACAUUUAAGAUGGUUGAAGAUCAGAUUAUUUUUCCCGACUUCUCAUUAACAAUGAAACUUGCAUAUGGACUUCGAAUAAGAAUUAAACGACGAUCAUUAUCCGAAUAG